Molecule: messenger RNA, 1898 nt
Organism: Sorghum bicolor (sorghum)
Lineage: Eukaryota; Viridiplantae; Streptophyta; Magnoliopsida; Poales; Poaceae
Product: transcription factor bHLH129
Exons: 6
Coding region: 378-1463 (361 amino acids)
Biological process (GO): regulation of transcription by RNA polymerase II
Cellular component (GO): nucleus
Molecular function (GO): DNA-binding transcription factor activity, RNA polymerase II-specific; protein dimerization activity; RNA polymerase II cis-regulatory region sequence-specific DNA binding
Source: RefSeq, a predicted model, not a curated record
CGCGACCCACUCGCAUCGCAGCACACCGCGCACCGGCCAAUCCGGCCGCUUCCUCGCACGCGGCACGCACACGCCCCCCCAGCCCAGUCCAGUCGCAUGUUGUUGGUUGGUUGCACUUGCAUUGGUGGCCUUGGAGUGUUGGAGUUGGAGAGCUGCUUUCCGGCUGGUUGCUCUCACAUCGCUCGCCUCGGCGGCACGCGGAAAAGCAACCAGCACCUAGCUAGGUAGCCUUGCCUAGCCCCACGAACGCGCGCGACGACCGGAGGGCCGGGGUUCGAAACCACCGGCCGGCUAGCUAGCUGCUGGUAGCUGCCGCGCCCGCGCCGCCCUAGCUAGCUAGCUACGUGCGCUGUGCUGUGGUGAGGGUGGGCGCGCGCAUGAACCCGCCGCCGCAUGGGCGCGGCGGCCGCUCGCGCUAUGGCCCGCCGGCGCAGCAGGCGGGCCAGCAGCAGCAGCAGUACCCGUUCGUCGUUGACCCCACGGAGGUGGCGGGGGCGGCAGUGAGGGCCUUCUUCCCGGCGCCGGGGGCCGGGGAGCCGCCGCCGCCGCCGUCAUCGUCCGCCGCGGAGCGGGCGCCGCCGCCGCCGAUGAAUCAAGGACACCGCCACUACGGCGGCGGGGCCGCCGAGAUCUCGCUGGCGGCGGCGCACGGCCACGGCCAGGGCCAGCACGGGUUUCAUCAUCACCGAUACCAUCAGUUCGGCGUGGAGGGGAGGCAGGACGGCGGCGGGCCGUCGUCGGCGUCGUCGCUGCCGCGGCACAGCAGCUCGCCGCCGGGCUUCUUCUCCAGCCCCGUCGUGGAUAACGGUUUUCCAAGUGCAAGGGCUGGUGUUAAUGGUGAGGCUCACCAUGCAAUGAGUGGCUAUCAAAAGAAGAUGAAGUCCCCCAUGAACUUAUCCAGACAAGGAGCCCUCUCUCAAUUCUCUGAGGAUGGAAUCCCGAACGAUCUCACCAAUAAUGUGCAUGGCAUUGGACACUCUGAAGAGAACAUCACCGCCAAUAAUGUGGCACGUUCCUUCUCAACUGGGUUCUCAAUUGGAUCAUGGGAGGACCCAAAUUCUAUUGUGUUUUCCAACCCGACAAGCAAAGCAGGGAUACACAACAAUGACGACAUCAUAGCUAGUAUUAGUAACUCGUAUGAACUACAGUUUGGUGUGGCGAAGGAGACAGCGGGCCUACUGCAGAUGCAGCAAGACCAAGUUCCAUUCAGAGUACGAGCCAAGCGUGGCUGUGCCACGCAUCCAAGGAGCAUCGCAGAGCGGGAGCGAAGAACGAGGAUCAGCGAGAAGCUCAGAAAGUUGCAGGCCCUUGUGCCUAACAUGGACAAGCAAACUAGUACAGCGGACAUGCUGGACUUAGCAGUUGAUCACAUCAGAGGACUCCAGAGCGAGCUGCAGGUAUAUGCUCUCAAGGAAGACAAGGAGAAGUGCACCUGCCGCGGCAAUCGUCCAUCAGGGAGAUAACAUUUGCUAAAAUUGGGUUCGAUCUCAGCAAAAUACAGAUCGAACGGCAUUGCACAUUGUCAGACAGCAUGAAAAAAUCGCUGCUGUAGCAUAUUGGCUUCAGCAGAUUGGGCGAGAUAUUUGGUAUUCAUUAAAUCUAGUGUUUAUUAGCUUCAAUGCAAGCUAGCUAGCUAGCUAGAAGUGGAUGUUGUGUUCUUCAUAUUGAAAAGCAGAAGCGUAUUUUUAUUUCAAGCAGGAGUAAGGGGGGAAUGAAAGGCUUAGGCUACUCUAAGUUUUAAGGGCCUAUUGCAGUUUCAUGAAUUUCCCUUGUACUAAUAAGCUCUUACUACUUGCUAUAGCCAGUACUAGAGCCUCAUGAGCUGCCGUAGAUGCUAGAUAUGAUAUUGAAGGGUUCCCCCCCCUCCGCAAGUCAUCGGAUCAGGCCUUAUUUAGUUC